AUGAAAUAUUUAUAUAAAUAUAUUUAUAAAGGCCAUGAUCUUGCUUCGGUAGUUGUAACAGAUGCUUCAAGUGGUACUAAUGAACCAAUUAUUCAUGAUGAAAUUAAAAAUCAUAUAGAAACGCGAUAUGUCAGCCCAGUGGAAGCAUGUUACCGAAUUUACGGAAGAGAAAUGCAACAUAAAAGUCAUUCUAUUAUUCGGCUACCAGUUCAUCUGCCAAAUCAACAAGUUGUAGCUAUUGCUGAUGAAGGAGAAGACACCAUUCGGACUGCCUUAGAAAAACAAACUAUGCUGAUGGAUUACUUUACUUUGAAUCAACGUAAUCCAGAGGCUAGAAUGUAUACAUAUGGAGAAAUCCCAUCAUAUUUUGUAUUUCAGAAAAACACUCCAAAUCGUCCAGCAAUGUGGAAGAAGCGUUUACGACAUUUUAAUGCCAUUGGCAGAAUGUAUUCCAUCAGUCCACGACAAAUUGAACUUUUUCACCUUCGACUGUUAUUGCUCACAAUAAAAGGAGCAACAAGCUUUGAAGAUUUGAGAACAGUUAAUAAUGUAGUUCAUGAUACUUACCAUGGUGCCUGUGUAGCAUUGGGCCCCAUUGAAGACGAUUCAGAGUGGGACCGUGCAAUGACUGAGGAAGAAAUAUGGAUGAUGCCCAGACAUUUAUUUGUUAUAUUAAUAUACUGUCAACCAAACAAACCAAAUGAGCUGUGGGAAAAUUUUAAAGAUGCUUUGUCAGAAGAUUUUAAACAUAAAGGGCACAGUGGAACUCAAUCUUAUGCAAGGGCAUACCAUGAAAUUAAUACUCUCCUGGGUCAAGAAAAUUCCAGUGUUAGUCAAUUCCCAUCAAUGCCAUCGUUAGCUGAGUUUGAAAAAAUUGAUGACAUAAUUAAUGACGAAGGAAUAUCUCUUCAAAAUCAUGAACAAAUUGGUCUUGCACAAUAUGCGAAAUCGAAUGAAAAACAAAAGCAGAUCGUCGAUGAAAUUUUAAAUGUUGCUAUGUCGAAACAGCCUACAAAGACAUGUUUUACAUGGACGGACCAGGCGGUUUUGGAAAAACAUUUGUUUACAACACUAUUUACCAGCUAUUCAAAAGUAAAGGAUAUAAAAUUGCUACAAUGGCAUUUACAGGAAUAG
Molecule: messenger RNA, 1134 nt
Organism: Aphidius gifuensis
Lineage: Eukaryota; Metazoa; Arthropoda; Insecta; Hymenoptera; Braconidae
Exons: 1
Coding region: 1-1134 (377 amino acids)
Source: RefSeq, a predicted model, not a curated record